This is a messenger RNA of Hipposideros armiger (great roundleaf bat), 243 nucleotides long. RefSeq names its product NACHT, LRR and PYD domains-containing protein 2. The transcript has a single exon. Bases 1 to 243 code for a protein of 80 amino acids. Lineage: Eukaryota; Metazoa; Chordata; Mammalia; Chiroptera; Hipposideridae. The record is from RefSeq and is a predicted model, not a curated record.
AUGGUACCUUCUUCACAGAUGGAUUUCAGCCUGCAGCCUCUUCUGGAAGAGCUCAACCAAAAUGAGUUGAGCAAGUUCAAGUAUCUGUUGAGGACCCUUUCCCCAAAAGAUGAGUUACAGCAUAUCCUCCAGACAGAGAUAGAAAAGGCAGAUGAGAAGCAACUGGCAAAAAUUCUCUCUAAGCAUUGCACCAGCUAUUGGGUGGAGAUGGUGACCAUACGGAUCUUUGAUAAGAUGGACUGA